Microplitis demolitor is the source of this 3719-nucleotide messenger RNA. RefSeq names its product leucine--tRNA ligase, cytoplasmic (gene LeuRS). Gene Ontology annotation, biological process: leucyl-tRNA aminoacylation. Gene Ontology annotation, molecular function: leucine-tRNA ligase activity; ATP binding; aminoacyl-tRNA deacylase activity. The transcript is spliced from 4 exons. The record is from RefSeq and is a predicted model, not a curated record. The coding region runs from base 151 to 3681 and encodes 1176 amino acids. Lineage: Eukaryota; Metazoa; Arthropoda; Insecta; Hymenoptera; Braconidae.
CGUUUUCUACACUGUCAGCGGGGUAUUUCAUAAAUCAUCAGCUUGAAUCGUGUAUGUAUUUAUAUAUAAAAUAAGCCGGAUGCUCACGUUCACGUGUAUAUUUAUUAAAAUAUAAAUUUUGAAAUAUAAUUGAUAAUACAAAUAAGAGCGAUGGCGAAUGAACGGAAGGGUACUUUCAAAGUAGAGUACCUUCAGAAAAUAGAAAAAGAUGUCCAAGCUAAAUGGGAAGCUUCCAAAGCCCACGAAGAAGAUGCUCCAAAAAAACAAAAAUCUAAAGAUGAAAAAUUCCUUGCUACUUUUCCAUUUCCAUACAUGAACGGACGACUGCAUUUGGGUCACACGUUUUCUCUAUCGAAAUGUGAGUUUGCUGUGAGAUACAACCGACUGCUAGGAAAAAAAGUACUUUUUCCUUUUGGUUUUCAUUGCACUGGUAUGCCAAUUAAAGCUUGCGCUGAUAAAUUGAUGAGAGAAAUCGAAUCGUUUGGAUACCCACCUAAAUUUCCUCAGCAACAAGAAGAGUCAGUGAUUGAAGAUGCCACUGAUGCCAUUGUCAAGGACAAAAGUAAAGGGAAAAAAAGUAAAGCCGUUGCUAAAGCGAGUGAUGCUAAAUAUCAAUGGCAAAUAAUGCAGAGUCUUGGUAUUGAAGACGAAGAAAUUAAGAAAUUUGCCGACGCAUCAUAUUGGCUGGACUAUUUUCCACCACUUGCUGUCAAAGAUUUAAAAGCAAUUGGUUUACAUGUUGAUUGGCGUCGUGCUUUUAUCACUACCGACGCAAAUCCUUUCUUUGAUUCAUUUAUCAGGUGGCAAUUUCAUCAUUUAAAAGCAAGAAAUAAAAUCAAAUAUGGAAAAAGGUAUACUAUUUUUUCUCCUAGAGACAAUCAACCUUGCAUGGAUCAUGAUCGUUCAUCAGGAGAAGGUGUCGGUCCUCAAGAAUACACUUUAGUAAAAAUGAAAUUACUUGAACCUUACCCAGAAAAACUUAAGUCAGUUAAAAACAAACCGGUUUUCUUGGUAGCUGCGACUCUAAGACCCGAGACAAUGUACGGGCAAACAAAUUGUUGGAUUCAUCCCGACAUCCGUUACAUUGCUUACACUCUAGCCAAUGGCGAAGUCUUUAUUUCAACAGAAAGAUCUGCUAGGAAUAUGUCCUAUCAAGGAUUCAUGAAAGCCGAGGGUAAAAUUCAAAUUGUCGCUGAAUUCGUUGGUCAAGAUCUCAUGGGACUAGGACUGAGUGCUCCAUUAACGAGCCACAAAGUUAUUUAUACUCUUCCUAUGCUGACAAUUAAGGAAGACAAAGGUACUGGUGUCGUCACAUCAGUUCCCAGUGACUCUCCUGAUGAUUACGCGGCUCUGGUAGACUUGAAGAAGAAACCAGCGUUCAGAGAAAAAUAUUCAAUCAAAGACGAGAUGGUGCUGCCUUACGACCCAAUUUCAAUUCUGGAAAUCCCAGAGUUUGGUAGUCUCGCUGCAGUGACUCUUUAUGACCAACUGAAGAUCCAGUCGCAGAAUGAUAAAGACAAGCUUCAACAGGCCAAAGAGAUGGUUUAUUUGAAAGGAUUUUACGAGGGCGUGUUACUGGUAGGUGAUUACAAAGGGAAAAAGAUUCAAGAUGUUAAGAAACUCAUUCAGAAACAAAUGAUCGAUGAUAAAUCUGCUGUUAUUUAUUACGAGCCUGAGAAGACUAUAAUCUCCAGGUCUAAUGACGAGUGUGUUGUUGCUCACUGCAAUCAGUGGUACCUGGAUUACGGUGAAGAAUCUUGGAAGAAAGAGGCCUUGAAGGCAUUAGACAACAUGGAAACUUUCCACGAUGAAGUGAGGAAGAAUUUCUUGGCAUGUCUUGAUUGGCUACACGAGCACGCUUGUUCGAGAACCUACGGUCUUGGUACUAAAUUACCCUGGGAUGAAAGUUGGCUGAUUGAAUCAUUAUCCGACUCUACAAUUUACAGCGCGUAUUACACAGUCGCUCAUUUAAUUCAGGGAGGAACUUUCAAAGGUGACAAGCCCAAUGUAUUUGGAAUAAAACCAGAGCAAAUGACACCGGAAGUAUGGGAUUAUAUAUUUUUUAAGAAUGCAAAGUUCCCGAAGACCUCGAUUAAAAAAGACGCACUUGAGACAAUGCGCCGUGAGUUCCAGUAUUGGUACCCAGUGGAUCUGAGAGUUUCUGGAAAAGAUUUGAUUCAAAAUCACCUUACGUUUUAUAUUUACAAUCACGUUGCGAUCUGGUCAGACCAACCGGAAAAUUGGCCGCGCGGUAUCCGUGCCAACGGUCAUUUGAUGUUAAACUCAGCCAAGAUGUCCAAGUCCGAUGGUAACUUCCUUACUCUUACAGAGGCAGUGAGUAAAUUUUCAGCUGACGGGAUGCGUUUGUGUCUCGCUGACGCUGGUGAUUCUAUCGAAGAUGCCAACUUUGUUGAAUCAAUGGCAGACGCUGGUAUUUUACGGCUUUACACAUUCAUUGAAUGGGUGCGCGAAGUUCUGGCGACUGAAAAUACUUUCAGAAAAGGAAACCCGACAACUUUUAACGAUAGAGUAUUCCAAAGUGAAAUGAAUUUGAAAAUAAAGGAAACUAAUGAAAAUUAUUCUAAAAUGCUGUACAAAGAAGCUCUGAGAACUGGUUUCUUUGAGUUGCAAACAGCCAGAGACAAAUAUCUUCAGCUGAGUGCCCUGGACGGGGUCAAUUGGAACUUGAUAAUGCAGUACAUUGACCUACAGACUAUUUUACUGUCACCAAUUUGUCCUCAUGUUGCUGAACAUGUCAGAAGUAUUCUUGGCAAAGAAAGUAUUUUGAAAGUUCGUUGGCCGGAGGUUGGACCCAUUGAUAAAAUCCUUAUCAAAUCAUCUCAGUAUCUCAUGGAUGCUGCUCACUCAUUUAGAAUCCUACUGAAAAAUUAUUGCACUGUUAAAAAAGGUGGUAAAGGUAAAAAUGAUUCAACUCCUGUAGAAAAACCUGAUCGUGGUAUAAUAUGGGUCGCUAAGACAUUCCCGCCUUGGCAGAGCAUCGUUCUAACGACAAUGAAAGAACUUUAUAACAAAAAUAACAAAUCUCUACCAGACAAUAAAGUCAUUUCUGUAGAACUGAACAAGAAAAAUGAAUUAAAAAAAUAUAUGAAACGUGUGAUGCCAUUUGUUCAAGUAACUAAAGAGAAAAUGCAAGUUGUUGGUAUCGCUGCACUUAAUUUGACACUGGAGUUUGAUGAAACUAGUGUUCUUAAUGGUAGUAAGGAUUAUUUGAUGAGUACUCUUGACCUAGAGGACAUUGAGAUUCGUUAUACUGAUGAUGCACCUGAGAAAACUAAGGAAGAAUGUUGCCCUGGUUAUCCAUACAUGAAUUUUUUCGCAACACCAGGAGUCAUUGUCAAGGUUUUGAACCCACAAAAGUGCAGCGGCCUUUUUUCUACGACAAUUAAAAUUACUGAUGGUUGUACUGGUGCUGAUGUUGCAUCAAAAAUUGCUAAGGAAAAUAAACGCAUAAAAGAUCCAUCAUUGGUGCUUCUUUAUCGGUAUGAAGACCCAGUGCUUGGACCCAGAACAGUCCCAACUGUGGAAAACAUUUUAAAUGGAAAAGUACUGAUACCUUCUGACGGAGUAUUUAAAGUCGAUCUUGAAACUAAAGUAAUUAAAGUCCAAGUAGGAAAAGACAGUCAUCUUAUAGGAGAUGAAAUUUUGUACUUUAUCAAAUAGAUAAAUUAUUAAAUUAAAUAUUUAAUAAAAAAACUUGA